CGCAUCUUGGGAGGCCGUGAACGCAUCUCGACAGUCACAUGACAGGCAGGCGGCGCUCUCGACUGCUCUGAGGCUCAGCUCGCGAUCAUGCCGACCACACAGCAGUCGCCGCAGGACGAGCAGGAGAAGCUUCUGGAUGAAGCUGUGCAGGCCGUCAAGGUCCAGUCCUUCCAGAUGAAGCGAUGCCUGGACAAGAACAAGCUGAUGGACGCACUGAAACACGCCUCCAACAUGCUGGGAGAGCUGCGGACCUCCAUGCUGUCUCCGAAAAGCUACUACGAGCUUUACAUGGCCAUCUCGGACGAGCUCCACUACCUGGAGGUGUACCUCACGGACGAGUUUGCCAAAGGACGCAAGGUGGCCGACCUGUACGAGCUGGUCCAGUACGCGGGCAACAUCAUCCCCAGGCUCUACCUGCUGAUCACGGUGGGCGUGGUGUACGUGCGCUCCUUCCCGCAGUCUCGCAAGGACAUCCUGAAGGACCUGGUGGAGAUGUGCCGCGGCGUGCAGCACCCGCUCAGGGGCCUUUUCCUCAGGAACUACCUGCUUCAGUGCACCCGCAACAUUCUGCCCGACGACGGCGAGCACACCGAGGGGUCCGAGGAGAUGACGGGCGACAUCGACGACUCCAUCGACUUUGUGCUGCUCAACUUCGCCGAGAUGAACAAGCUGUGGGUGCGCAUGCAGCACCAGGGCCACAGCCGCGACCGGGAGAAGCGCGAGAAAGAGCGCCAGGAGCUCCGCAUCCUGGUGGGCACCAACCUGGUCCGUCUCAGCCAGCUGGAGGGCGUCAACGUAGACAAGUACAAGCAGGUUGUUCUUCCCGGCGUGCUGGAGCAGGUCGUGAACUGCAGAGACUCUCUGGCGCAGGAGUACCUGAUGGAAUGCAUAAUCCAGGUGUUCCCGGACGAGUUCCACCUGCAGACCCUCAACCCGUUCCUGCGCUCCUGCGCCGAGCUUCAUCAGCACGUCAACGUCAAGAAUAUCAUCAUCGCCCUCAUUGACAGACUGGCGCUGUUUGCCCACCGGGAAGACGGACCCGGGAUUCCAGCCGAGAUCAAACUUUUUGACAUCUUCUCGCAGCAAGUGGCCACGGUUAUACAGUCGCGUCAGGACAUGCCAUCCGAGGACGUGGUGUCCCUGCAGGUGUCUCUCAUCAAUCUGGCCAUGAAGUGUUACCCUGACCGUGUGGACUACGUGGACAAAGUGCUGGAGAGCACGGUGGAGAUCUUCAACAAGCUCAACCUGGAGCACAUCGCGACAAGCAGCGCUGUGUCCAAGGAGCUGACGCGUUUGCUGAAGAUCCCGGUGGACACGUACAACAACGUCCUGACGGUGCUGCUGCUCAAGCACUUCCCGCCGCUCUUCGAGUACUUCGACUACGAGUCUCGCAAGAGCACGAGCUGCUACGUGCUCAGCAACACGCUGGACUACAACACCGCCAUUGUGGCGCAAGAGCAGGUGGACGCCAUCUUGAACCUGGUGUCCACGCUGAUCCAGGACCAGCCCGACCAGCCGGCGGACGACCCGGACCCCGAGGACUUCGCCGAGGAGCAGAGCCUCGUGGGCCGCUUCAUCCAUCUGCUGCACUCGGACGACCCCGACCAGCAGUACCUGAUCCUGAACACGGCGCGCAAACACUUUGGCGCAGGCGGAAACCAGAGGAUCCGUUACACGCUCCCUCCGCUGGUCUUUGCUGCGUACCAGCUGGCCUUCAGAUACAAGGAGAACUCAUCGCUGGACGACAAAUGGGAGAAGAAGUGUCAGAAGAUCUUCUCGUUCGCCCACCAGACCAUCAGCGCGCUGAUCAAGGCGGAGUUGGCCGAGCUGCCUCUGCGUCUCUUCCUGCAGGGGGCGCUGGCGGCCGGCGAGAUCGGCUUCGAGAACCACGAGACCGUGGCCUACGAGUUCAUGUCGCAGGCCUUCUCGCUGUACGAGGACGAGAUCAGCGACUCGAAAGCCCAGCUGGCGGCCAUCACGCUGAUCAUCGGCACGUUCGAGCGCACCGGCUGCUUCGGCGAGGAGAACCACGAGCCGCUGAGGACUCAGUGCGCCUUGGCCGCCUCCAAGCUGCUCAAGAAACCCGACCAGUGUCGCGCCGUCAGCAUCUGCGCGCACCUCUUCUGGUCGGGCCGCAGUACUGACAAGAACCAGCAGGAGAUCCGAGACGGCAAGCGCGUGAUGGAGUGUCUGAAGAAAGCGCUGAAGAUCGCCAACCAGUGUAUGGACCCCUCGCUGCAAGUGCAGCUCUUCAUCGAGAUCCUCAACAGAUACGUCUGCUUCUACGAGAGAGAAAACGAUGCCGUGACGGUGGCGGUUCUGAACCAGCUGAUGGGGAAGAUCCGGGAGGACCUCCCCAACCUGGAGGCCAGCGAGGAGAGCGAGCAGAUCAACAAACACUUCCACAACACGCUGGAGCACCUGCGGCUGCAGAGGGACGCCCCCGAGGCCCGGGGGCCCGUCUACGAGGGCCUCGUCCUCUGAAGUCCGGACAGGCGGCGCCUGAACGCACCGCCGACAACUCCCCCCAUCUGUAGGAGGAGGAUGAUGAUGAUGAUGAUGAUGAUGAUGAUGAUUCCUUCCAGUUCAGCAUCGUCCGUGACAGCUCGGACAAGCGUUGGAAAGCCCUUUGAGCUUUUAUUUCAGAUCCUUGAUAUUCAUGCACUAGUUCACUCGUUGUCCUCAUUAGUAAGCCAAUUUAGCGCACUGGAAGAAACUGCGUCUUUUAUUAGUACGAACUUUUCCACUACUAGUGCCACUUUUGGCCUACUAGUGCAAAAACUUGACAAGUAAACGACUGUGCUACACUGGUUACACACACUAGGCAUGUGUCAAGCACUAGUAGCCUCCUGACAUCAAAAUGCCUUGUAGUUUAAGACAGCACUAGUUGGUUAGCACAACUUUGAAAUACUAGUAGGACAACAACAUGUUACCACUGAGACAAACUGUGCACUUGGUGAGAGCUGUGUGCUACUAGUGCAAGUUCAGGACACCACUAGUAGAUGAGGACAACUUUGAAAUACUAGUAGGGACAACUACAUUGUACGAGUGAGGCAGAGCUCUUUUGACAACUUGUUGCUACUAGUACGACGAGUAGCAUAAAAAUGCUUCUAGUUAACAUCUAGCACUUCACCUAGUAGCAUGCAUCUAGUUGUCCUACUAGUAUGCCAAAGUUGGCGUCCGAGUGAGGACAAAUAGUGUACUAGUACAUGGAACUUGAACUGGAUAUCACGGAUACGGAAUCAAUGCUCGAAGAGCUGUAUGGAAAGUACAUAUUCGACAUCCUUGAUAAGGGGGCUACUAGUGCGUGACACCUGCCUACUAGUACUUUUCAAAGGACAUUUGUGUAUUUAUUCAAUGGCAAAAGAUAUUUUAAAGCCUUUGUACGAGUAUGCACUUUGUCCUCACUAGUGGCACAAGUACAUGUUGCUAGUGGACAUUUCGGUGCUACUAGUGCAUGACACAUGCCAACUAGUUGUGCCUAGUAGUGUUAGUGCCGCAGAAUAGUUUAGUUGCAUACAAGUCUGCCAAAUAUGGCACUAGUAGUGGAAAAAGUGUUACUAAUAGGACACAGUCAUUCUACUAGUGUGCUGAGUUGUCUUUCUGGUGAGGACAGAGAGUGCACUAGUACAUGGAUAUCAAGGAUAUGGAAUAAAAGGUCCCAGGUGUUUUCGUAGGAA
Phycodurus eques (leafy seadragon) is the source of this 3680-nucleotide messenger RNA. It is a transcript of the gene vps35, whose product is annotated as VPS35 retromer complex component. The coding region runs from base 88 to 2484 and encodes 798 amino acids. Gene Ontology annotation, biological process: retrograde transport, endosome to Golgi; intracellular protein transport. The record is from RefSeq and is a predicted model, not a curated record. The transcript has 17 exons. Gene Ontology annotation, cellular component: retromer, cargo-selective complex; late endosome; retromer complex. NCBI's taxonomy places the organism in Eukaryota, Metazoa, Chordata, Actinopteri, Syngnathiformes, Syngnathidae.